AUGACUUCUAAUUCUGAGUCCACUCGUCUCAAUUACCAGCAUUUUCUGAUCACUCAACUCACGGACAAUGAUCUGCUGCACCAAUUCACCAGAGGGCGGGUUGAACUAGCUACCCCGCACCAGGUCGCCGAUAUUGGUACCGGCACUGCCAUUUGGCCCAUCAGCUUGGCUCAUUCGCUACCCCACUGGCAAAUCGAUGGCUUCGAUAUCUCUGGAGAUCAGUACCCGGUGGAUGCAUGGUUACCUCCCAACGUCAACCUCCAUAAACACGAUGCGUUCCAAUCAUUCCCUGAGGAAUACCACGGGAAAUACGAUAUUGUCAAUGUGCGAUUCUUCAUGACCUUGCUCAAUGGUCACAAUGUCCACCAAUUUCUGCGUAACGUGAUGAUGUUGCUCAAGCCUGGCGGUCUCUUUCAAUGGCUCGAUAUCGAUGCUCCCUCUGUAAAGGCCAUUGGCCCUGAAGGAAUUUCUUUGGCUCUGACCUCCAAAGUCGCGACGAUGAUGCAAACCACCCCACCGGACGCUGCCUCGUGGAUCACUCAUGAUGGGGAAAUGGUGAGGCCUGUGGGCUUAGAGCCGAUUACCCGGGAUCAACUUCGAUUUCGAGAUCAGCAUCGUCCGAUUUGGAACCAAUGUGUCUUGAUGGGCCUGGAGGAAGUGACGCACGGCCUAGAGCAAAGCGAUACCGAGGCCAAUCGUGCCAAAGCAUCCGGUCUGCGAGAGCUUCUAAAAGGCUUGUCCAGUGAGUUCGAGAAAGGAGCGAGUCUGGAUACACCAUGGUUGUACCUAGUUGCGCGGAAGCCUCUGUAA
Messenger RNA from Penicillium longicatenatum, 810 nucleotides. Its product is annotated as class I SAM-dependent methyltransferase. The coding region runs from base 1 to 810 and encodes 269 amino acids. Lineage: Eukaryota; Fungi; Ascomycota; Eurotiomycetes; Eurotiales; Aspergillaceae. The record is from RefSeq and is a predicted model, not a curated record. The transcript has 5 exons.